AGCUGCGAGCGGCGCUGAGGAGUUGCCGCGAUGUUCGACAGCUCGCAGUACCCCUACAACUGCUUCAACGACAACGACGACGACUACCCGGCCGGCAGCUCUGACGAGGAGAAGCGGCUCACGCGACCCGCGUACAGCUACAUCGCGCUCAUCGCCAUGGCCAUCCAGCAGAGCCCCUCGGGCAGGGUGACGCUGUCGGGCAUCUACGACUUCAUCAUGAGCAAGUUCCCCUACUACCGCGCCAACCAGCGCGCCUGGCAGAACUCCAUCCGCCACAACCUGUCGCUCAACAGCUGCUUCGUCAAGGUGCCGCGAACCGAGGGCCACGCCAAGGGCAAGGGCAACUACUGGACGUUCGCAGGCGGCUGCGAGUCGCUGCUUGACCUCUUCGAGAAUGGGAACUUCCGGCGUCGGCGACGGCGACGCGGCCCCCGGCGCGAAGGGUCCAAGGCAGGGAGCGCAGAAGGACCCCCGGGUCCAUUGGAGACCGCCUUGAACCGCGCCCCCUGCCGCCAGCCCGCAGCACCACCCGCCCUGGGAAAUGACACCCGCCGGGAAAUCAAGUUCAGCAUCGACUACAUCCUGUCUGCACCAGACCCGUUCCCAGGGUUCGUGUCACCCUGUCACGCGCAGGAGGGCAGAGGCCCUUCGCUGGAACCCCAGCAAAGGAGUCUCUGCUUUUGGGCAGUGUGAGUCCGGGCUGAGAGCAGCCCUUGCGCUGCAGAAUCAGCCCGGGGUCCAGAUCCUCCCCCAGAAGCAGACUUCAGCCCCACCUGGAACCAAGA
Messenger RNA from Fukomys damarensis (Damara mole-rat), 785 nucleotides. RefSeq names its product forkhead box L3 (gene Foxl3). Gene Ontology annotation, molecular function: RNA polymerase II cis-regulatory region sequence-specific DNA binding; DNA-binding transcription factor activity, RNA polymerase II-specific. The record is from RefSeq and is a predicted model, not a curated record. Gene Ontology annotation, biological process: cell differentiation; regulation of transcription by RNA polymerase II; anatomical structure morphogenesis. NCBI's taxonomy places the organism in Eukaryota, Metazoa, Chordata, Mammalia, Rodentia, Bathyergidae. The transcript is spliced from 3 exons. Bases 31 to 693 code for a protein of 220 amino acids.